CGUUGUUCCCGGACGCCGGCUCCAGGCGAGGCAUUGUGUGUGUGCGUGCCACGGCAGGGGAGGACAACGGGUGCCUUCCGUUUGAGCUGCAAGUCGGCGACAGCGGCAGCGCAAGCGAGAGCUGUGUGCGGGUGGCCUUGAAGGUCGCGAGUGCCGGGACAAUGGGCCCUUCAGUUCUCGAUGUGCAUGACUCCGAUCCACCUCCUCCCGCCGCGCCUCUGUUUCUCAAGCGGUAUUAUGAAAUCGACCUCGUUGUUUUAUGAAUUUCGCAGGACGAGGUCGGAGCGAUCUCGCGCGUCCAAUUUCGGCGAUUCCCCGUGCACUUCGGAUUCUCUUCUCAAUUCGGUGAUUUGAAUUGGAAUUCCGCCAGACGAGGGCGUCCGCUGAUUCUCCAUCGAGGCCGGAGAGAGUAUGAUGAGACUGGACGUUUACUUUUGAUUUUUAUGCUCGGCAAGUUUUUCAUCGGUUUUCGAUGGAACUCGCCGGGGAGGAUGGAAGCGUAUUGGAACUGAAGGAAGGAACCCCACUUGUGCUGGGCAGAGUUGCUGGACUGUCUCAUCACGAUGGAAGUGUCUCUCGUCAUCAAGUUGUGGUGGACCUGUUGAGGCCCAGCUCCAGGAAAGGAAAAGAGGUUAUCGGACAGUCUCUUGGUCUUAAGCUUCAAGUUCAAGUUGUGGGUAGGAAUCCAAUCUGCGUUGUAAAUCGAGGGACAGAAGAGAAGGGUAGGCCCAAAGUAAAGUUUUUGUGCAAUGGUCAAAAGGACUGGUUGACAUCAGGCGAUCAGAUUUCACUUUCUAUUAAACGACCAUUCUUCUACGAGCUGAGAUUUGAAGGGCGUUCGAGCGCCUCCUUGGGAAACGCAUCCCUUGAUACCAAGGUUAGUAAAACGGGUAUCGAAAGCACUCCGAACAGGAAAGGUGGAAAGGAUGCCCAAUUUACUUCCAUGGAUGAAGAAGAAGUAAUUGCUGAAGCUGUUGCUAGACGCACGAAGGUCAACACGAACGGAGCUGAAAAGUAUCCGGCCAAAAAGAUACACAUAAAUGAUGAACUUCGUCCCAUGGAUGAGGAUGAAAGAAUUGGUCAAUCUAUUGAGAGGUGUACGAAGGUAAGUACCAAUGGCGAUAAAAGGACUCCAGUCGAGACGAAUAGCAGAGGUGAGGAGGACGAAAGAAUUGCGGAAGCUGUUACCAGGCGUACGAAGGUUAACACCGGUGGGGUUGAGACUACUCAAAUCAGAAAGAAUAGCAGAGAUGAAGAGGAGGAAGGAUAUGCUCAACCUGUUGCUAGGCGUAGGAAGGUAAACACCGACGAAUUUGAAAAUUCAACAGUCAAGAGUGCGCAAGAUGCUAAGAUCCCUCCUAUGGAUGAAGAGGAAGGAAUUGCCGAAGCUGUUGCUAGACGCCAACGUAGAAGACUGGAGGGAGAAGGGACAGGAGGAAAUAGCUCUACCAAGCGGCAGCAUCAGGCAGCAAACGGUGUCUUCAAAGCUGAACAACACGGUAAUGAUGAAAUUAAAGUAGAAGGCCAUAAGGAAGAGAGUGCGCACAAAGCGGCUUCAAGGAAGGUGGAAAAUGGUGAGCAUGCCGUGGGGAAACAUGAGGAAGCUAUCAACCCACGAAACAAUGGAAGCACAUCUUCCCUGGAUCCUGUCAAAGAGUUUGGCUUCCUUGUUGAAGGUUCGGAGUUCUCUGGGUUUGAGAAACAAAUCAAAGCUAACCAGGGCCUGUGGAGAUCGGAUAUUGGUCAGGAUAAAGGAAAGGCAGAUGAUAUUUCUGAUGAUGAGCCAAUGACUUCUAAAAGAGGUGGUAAUAUAGGCAAGACCUUCGUAAGGAAACCACAAAACUCAGACGAAGAGGAAGAAUGGGAUGGAGAUACUCAAGCGGAACAAGAUCGUCUAAAAACCGUUGUGCAGAAUAAAGGAAAGAGGGUUCUGACAACCAGAGAAACCAAGCCAAGAAAUCCAGCGAGCAAGAGAGCUAAUAAUCAAAGCUUAACUUUGAAGCCAUCAAAGAAACUCCAAGAGGAUUCCGAUGAGGACAGUGAUGAGGAUAGUGAUGACGAUGAUGAUUCCAGUGGAUCUUUGCCUAAUUUCGUAGUCGAUGACGAUGAUCCUAUAGAGGAAGACAGCGAUGACGAUGAUGGCGAUGGAGGCUCCUCGAAGAAACCUAAAGGGAAAUCUGGAGGGAAGAAUAAGAAACCGCUGUGCCAAUACGGCAGCAAGUGCUACAGGAAGAAUGCCGAACAUCGAGCACAGUUUUACCAUCCUAGCCCAUGAAGGCUUUGAUGUGCUUCUUGCAGUUCUAAACGGCUGAAUAUAGUGCCGAAAUGAAGAAGGAGGAACGACAUUUGUGAUUUGAUACACUGAUGUGCCGGUUUCGAUAGGCAUCUCAAGUACUGCUCCAGUGGCUAGAUCUGUUACCUUUAAAAAAGGCAGUUUAUUCCAGUUUGUAAGAUUAAUGUAUAAUAUGCAAAUGUGAAUCUCUUUUCUGUUAUCUGUGAAGUAUCCGCAUGUAUGUGAUUCCAAUGUUGUAAAACACUUGACGCUCUAGUGUACGUCCUUUAAGUUUUCAGGGUGGGUAUGUGAAUGAAGGUUGGAAUAUUGAUAUAAGCAUUGUGAAGCUCAUUUUCCUCCAAGCUCAGUAUUCUAUGACGUGGGAAUCUUUUGGCGAAAGACUUGGUGUCACAAAUACCUCAUUCAAUCCUGC
Molecule: messenger RNA, 2705 nt
Organism: Marchantia polymorpha subsp. ruderalis
Lineage: Eukaryota; Viridiplantae; Streptophyta; Marchantiopsida; Marchantiales; Marchantiaceae
Source: the annotation of a GenBank genome assembly